CUGAUGAAAGAUUUAAAGUGAAAGACAUCGAGUCGCACUACUUCAGUUUAACAUAGUGUGUGUUCAGUGGUGCAACAGCAGCUACGAUGGCCACCACCGAGCCUAUCAUUUUUGUGGCUCUCGCCGUAUGUCUUUUCGGUCGGGUUGACAGUCAAUACUUGGGAAAAUUCCUUGGUAAACUUUCAGAACUGCAUCACGGAGUUGCGGGAGAGGUGUAUGCGGUUGACGGCAGAACUUUGCACAUAAAGGAUUUCACUUACGAUGGCCAAGGCCCAGCGGCCUACUUCUACGCUAGCACUUACAAAACAGCCGACAGCCGCGGAUUUAGAUUAAGAGAUGAGAACAACAACGGGGAUGUUAUCAGACGGUACAGGAAGGAGAGCGUCACUUUGACACUCCCCGAGGGGAAAACAUUAAAUAACAUCAAGAUCUUUUACGUAUGGUGCGAGGAGUUUGACGUAAACUUCGGAGACAUAAAAAUCCCCCGCAAUUUCGACUUUCCGAGGCCUCAGAAAAUCGACGCGUUGAAGGGAGUUCACUCAAUCUCUUCGGACAACAUCGUCAUCGUUGACGCUCAAACCUUACUAAUACCCAAUCUGCACUAUGACGGAGAAGCCCCAGAUGCUAAAUUCUGGUCUGGAAGAGGUCCCAAACCAUCUCCUCAAGGCAUUAGAAUCCCCGAUGAAAACGGCAAAGAAGUUCCACUACGCAAAUACGACGGCAAAACCGUAGUGCUUACCUUACCUGGAGAUUUAACUGUAUUUGAUAUUGGCCAUUUUGGUAUUUGGUGCGAAGAGUUUACCGUUGAUUUUGGCCAUAUUCAAAUUCCUCAAACUUUAAACAUACCGCCUUCAUUGAAAAUGCUUGGAGUCAGCCCACAGUCUAAGCUGAACUGUGAGGUCCUAAACGAUGAACUGGCUUUCGAAGUCCGAUGGGCUAUUGCUGGAGAAAGUAUUGUCCUUCAGGUUGUUGCCAAAUUAGACGACAGAGAAUACAUGUCAUUUGGUGUUUCCGGUGACCAAUUCAAAAGCGUCAUGGUAGGCGGAGAUGUUGUUGUUGCUUGGGUAGAUAAAACCACUCUGAAAGGAUACGCUGAAGAUUAUUACUUGCAAGACAAAUCUCAAUGUUCUGGGCCCACUGGCUCUUGUCCAGAUUCAAAAUUCGCGGAUGAUGCAAACAACAUAAGACUUCUCAACGCAGCGAUGGUCAACGGUUAUUCCAUAGUUACUUACCAACGACCACUUAAAGCUUCCGACCAAUAUGAUCAACCCAUCGUCACGAACGGUUCUCAGGCGAUUAUCUGGGCUAUUGGACCCUUGAAUCAGCGGGAUGAAGUGUCGUUCCAUAGCAGUUAUUUGAAAAAGGAUUCGCUGAUUGAUUUUGCACGACCGGCUAAAUGGAAUUGCCCACUUCCUGAAGGUGAUGUUCCUGGUCCACAUACUGUUGCUACUCAAAGUAAACAGGAACAUGUGACUGAAGAGGUAGUACUAUCAAGAGCUACAGAAGAACAAACAGUUGAACCAUUGUCUACGGCUGCUCCACGGAGAGAAGGAGGAAACAGACGAAGGGGUGGUAACAGAGUUAGUACCAGACAACCUGUAGAUGCAGAAGCUGAAGGUCAAGCUUCGAUGAAAAGAGAACCCACUCGAACUAGCUCCAGAGGAUCAAAUAGAGGAGGACAACGAGGUCCAACUCCUGUUAAGUCGAAAGACGCAUGGUAUAUUCCACCAAUUGAAUGCUAUGAACCUGAAGAUGGAGUCUUUUAUGCUCAAAUGGGUCCUACUGGAGGAAAGAGAGGAUAUCCAGCAAUAACAGGUCAUGUUGGAUGGGGAAUAUCAUGGUAUAUCAAUGGACUUCUUAUACCAGAAAUCAACGUAGUUAGAGGAAAAACAUAUACCUUCAUUGUGGAAGGAGGCAACGAUCCGGAAGUAUCUGCCAAAUAUCAUCCAUUCUACAUCUCAAAUGAUUCUAUCGGUGGCUAUGGCUACAAGACCCCAGAAGAAAGAAUGAAUAUCACUGUACACGCCGGUGUGAGAUUUAGCAAAUACGGCCCUGCAGAACCCAUUGGUACUGGUAGGUUGUGUCAUUGGACGCAGACUGGUGACAAAGACGCUGAUGAUUUUGAAUCAUUUGGAGCAUACCAGCGAACGCUACAAUUAAAAUGUGAUUCUGGAGAACCAGGAAUUAUUCAAUGGAAGCCCGAUAAAUAUACACCGGAUACUCUUUACUAUCAGUGUUUCACUCAUCGACACCUAGGAUGGAAAAUAAAUGUUCACGAUACUUGUGAACAACCAUCCGCCAGUAUGAUUGAACCUACUUUUAUUGAAGCUCCUUCCAACUUGGAAUCAGAAAGUAAACCUUCAAUACGACAGGAUACAAUGUUUCAGAAAACCUCAGUACACUAGACCACUCAACACUCUCCACCAGCCAGAAAAAAUCAGAUCAGAUUCCGAAAACCUCACUACUUAUGUUCCAAUCACCACAGAGUCUUUUCAUCGAACCUAUCGCUGGGUUUGCACAACAAUCACAACAAGCAUUCAAAUUUAGGACAAGUCCACCACAUCAUGACAUGACUGAAGCUGACUUUAAAAAUUUGGUCUUUAAUCGUAUGACCACUGAAAGACCAAUACUACCCACUAAAAAUGUUAUGCGUAUUAAUUUUGUUCCUAAGCCAGUCAAAAUGAUAGGUAAACCCAAACAAGCGAGUCAACUAUUUUAUGUACCCUUAAACUAUCACAGUAAAAAUCAGUUUUCACCGCACCAAUCUCCAUUAAUUAACCAGAAACAUAUUUUUCACAGACACACGCCGCAUGUGAAAUUAAUUCAUAAGCCAAACAUUCACAGACUUCAACCUCAACUAAAACUCACCUCAAUCAAAUCAACACCUCAAACUUUCAAUACUUUGCCGAUGCCAACUUUACAUACAGAAACAGUUUCUGAAGCUAGCACACAAUCGCAGUUUUUAAUAAAGAGUGUUGAGAUUUCUCAGCUACAAGCAUCUACGGAAAGGGAGCCACAAAUCCAAACAGCUAGUCCGUUAUUGUCAAUUCAUCCCUCUUCAACUGAAAAUUUUCAUAACACUCAAACAGCAGUCAAUAAUGGUUUUAAACCAGAAAGUAUUGUAAUGGAACAUGGCUUCAAGCCAAUAAUAACUAAAACUAUUAAAGAUCGUCUAGAUGACAUAAAAAUAGACAAGACAAAAAUAAAACAUAAGAAAGUACCAAAAAUUGAGCAGGAAAUUGUUAAGCUUAUUGUCAGAACUCGUAGCCUAAUAGACUCUGAUUUUGAGCCAGAAAUGGCAGCAGCUGAUAAAGUAGAAUCAUAUUAUCUCCCACCAGUUGAUCAAACUGACAAACCCAAAUUGAAAGGCGGUAAAUUACCUUCAGAAAUUGAUUUUGAUACUUCUCCAAAUUCAGGUGAAAUUUCUGCUUCAGCUCCAGAUGUAUUUGUAACCUUUGAUGGCAAAAGAGUAUCUGGUUCAAGUCUAACAGCUAAACCAUUCGAUAGAACUAACGUUUUAGAGCGAGGAUCAAAAGCAACUGAAUAUUUGAAGAGCCUGCCUCAGUCUGUACCAUUCCGGGGCGAUUUACCACCAUUAAAUUCGAAUGUGCUUUUUAGUUCUAAACCUCAAAGUCCCGCUUCUAAACCUGUUGUUCUGAACAGGGAUUUGGAUACGCCUUAUCUGCCACCACCUCCGUCAGGUACAACAAAACUUAGAAGAGUUAGAAAAUAUUCUGAGGAAAUUAAAACCAAAAUAUAAGUGAGGAUUGUUUUAUGAGGUUUAAGUCUUGCCAGUUUAGUGAAGUUAAGCAUUGGUUUAGAAAAACACUAUUUGUAUUGAAACAUUGAAACAAGAAAUUUUUUAUACUUACCUAAUUACUUAGUUUUCUUGUUGAACAACGAAGUGUUAAUAACGAAUGUGUAUUUAUCGAAUAAAAAUCCCAUACGUAUUUCUCAAUAUUGUCAUGAAAAAAUAUUAUCAUUCUAUAUAGGUAUAUUAUUAUUGUAUAUGAUUCGAAUAAGUGCUACUCAAAAUUAAAAUAAGAGGAUAGGUAGGUAUAAAUGAUUCAAAAUAAGUGGGUUUUAUAUUUUUUCACCUUGUAAAUAACUUUUUUUUCUUUUGUUAGGUAUAUUAAUUAUUUCUACUUCUCUUUGAAUGAAGAGUGAUAUUUUUUUUAUUUCACAUAAAUAGCUUAAGAUUAGAUAUUAUUGCGUUGUUUUUUUUUUUAUAUACAUUUUAAGCAUGAAUAAAAUCUGUUACAACUUCUUGUUGUCUUUCACUUUACAG
Molecule: messenger RNA, 4288 nt
Organism: Ceutorhynchus assimilis (cabbage seed weevil)
Lineage: Eukaryota; Metazoa; Arthropoda; Insecta; Coleoptera; Curculionidae
Source: the annotation of a GenBank genome assembly